Molecule: messenger RNA, 345 nt
Organism: Phycomyces blakesleeanus NRRL 1555(-)
Lineage: Eukaryota; Fungi; Mucoromycota; Mucoromycetes; Mucorales; Phycomycetaceae
Exons: 4
Coding region: 1-345 (114 amino acids)
Source: RefSeq, a predicted model, not a curated record
AUGAGGAGAAGUAUUGUAUUUAUGAAACAUUUUUACAAGAUGGUUGGUAGUCAAGCAUCAGUGAACAGACCAAUUCCACGAGUACAUGAGAGUUGUGUGACAGGGAAUGACGAUCUCCCAGGCAACUGGAUUUUUACUUUAAAUAUAAAUAUUUCAAAGCGAAAAAAAACUGAGCUUGUAACAGCUUUACUUGCUUCACAUGCUCCAAAACGUCUGCAUAUUACAGUAGGCGAUCUUAGCUCCAGGCACCACAAGAAUUUCUCACACGAAAAUCCAAAUGGCUCAUUCAUUCAGAAGGUUACACUCAAGAGCUUGAAAAGAACUCAAAUGAAUAAUAUAAUAUAA